GAAUUCGGACCCCUUUUCCUGUUCCCUCGUUUCCCGUGCUGGCGCUCCGUGUUGCGUGUUGGGGCAAUGGAUGUAUAAAGAUGGAGCUGUGUCUAUCUUUAGUCUCUGGCUGCUUCUGUUAAGCGACAUGGAGAGGAUUACCAGUGCGCAACCACCUCCCUGUGUGCCAAAACACCCAUCGCUGGAUAUAGCUGACAUGCAAGGAAUGGAUUUUCCCAUCUAUAUGUACAAACCCAGGAGGGGUAUGAAGCGCGGGGAUGAGAGCAAGGAGACAUAUAAGUUGCCACACCGACUGAUUGAAAAGAAAAGACGUGACAGAAUCAACGAAUGCAUUGCCCAGCUGAAGGAUUUGUUGCCAGAACAUCUUAAGCUUACAACGCUGGGUCAUUUGGAGAAAGCCGUGGUGCUGGAACUCACUCUCAAGCAUGUGAAAGCCUUGAGUUCCCUCCUGGAGCAGCAGCAGCAGAAAAUUAUUGCGCUACAGAAGGACUUGCAAAUCAGUGAUCAUGGUGGUGACAGUGCAGAGACCAACGAGGAGAUGUUCCGCUCAGGCUUUCACUUGUGCGCAAAAGAGGUCCUCCACUACCUGGCCAGCCAAGAAAGCAGCAGGGACCUGACUCCUUCCCAUGUCAUCAGCCACAUCCAAAAGGUUGCCGCUGAAGUCCUGCAGCAUCAAAACAGUCAACACGCAGAAGAGUCCGUCCUUCAAAGUUCAGAGAAACUGAAGAAACCUGCCGGACAGCCCCCGAAAGCCUCUGAGGGCCCAGCUAAGAACUGUGUUCCCGUCAUCCAAAGGACUUAUCCCCAUGGCAUGGGGGAGCAGAGCGGCAGUGAUACAGACACUGACAGCGGGUAUGGGGGAGAACAUGACAAGCGCGACCCCAAAGCUCAGUGGUCAGAAAGCCACGCAAGGGAGGGGGAGCUCAAGCAUGCCGCAUCUGAUCGGACAGCCGGUGCCAUCAAGCAGGAGGGUGAUGAGCCUCAGGCCAAGAAGUCGAGGUCUGACUCCUCAGAGGACGAGAUCCUCUCCGGUCACACAGCAGGAGGCCCUGGCAGCUACAUGAGUUUCUCCCCCAACCAGCCCCCAUUUUGCCUGCCCUUCUACCUCAUCCCCCCCGCAGCUGCAGCAGCGGCAGCGUAUCUGCCCAUGCUGGAGAAAUGCUGGUAUUCCGGGGGCAUGCCGGUCAUGUACCCGGGUAUGAGCGGUUCUGCAGCUAGCUUGCCCCCAGAGACACUGCCCUCAUCUCUGGUGAUGUCCCCAAGGGCAGGGUCCCCCGUUCCCCACCAGACCCCCAUGGACUCCCCUGCUCUUCACAAAGCUUUAAAGCAGGUCCCCCCAUUGAACUUGGAAACCAAAGACUAAACAGACUUGUUCCUGUUGGAAUCUUGCGCUCUGAAUGUUGAACGGGGUUGAACGGUUGGCCCACUGAAAAGAGGGUAAACAAAACUCAAACGUGCUGAUAUCCCCUCAAACCACAGCUGUUGUUUUGCCCAUCAGAACAAUGACCCCAGAAGCCCAAAUGGUCCCCACCCUGUAUCUCAUCAGCUCCUCACACACUGAAACGGGACUUUUAGGGGCAACCUGAAGUGCCCAUGUGAAGGCUCAUAGAUUACCUGUUGCAUGGCUCUGAAACACUGUGAAAUGGUCAGUUUAAAGAGGAUGAGUGCGUAAGAGAUCACAAGAGUUGUUUUUUUUUAGCCAGGAUCGUCUUCUCAGCACUCAAUGUUGAAUGUCAGAGGUGAACCCAGAAUGUAAGGCACAGAUAAGCCCCCCUCCCCUCCCCUCCCAAAAAAUUAUUUGGACCUACGUUUUUGCACACACACCAGUCUGUAAUGAAUGUAAAGAUUGAACAAAAGCCCCUUGUAGAUGCUGCUUUAAUUAUUAUAACCUGCUGUAGAUCUGUGAAUGGAAGAUCUACCUUCA
Messenger RNA from Thunnus maccoyii (southern bluefin tuna), 1924 nucleotides. RefSeq names its product basic helix-loop-helix family, member e40 (gene bhlhe40). The transcript has 6 exons. The record is from RefSeq and is a predicted model, not a curated record. The coding region runs from base 71 to 1363 and encodes 430 amino acids. Gene Ontology annotation, biological process: anterior/posterior pattern specification; regulation of neurogenesis; circadian regulation of gene expression. Gene Ontology annotation, cellular component: nucleus. NCBI's taxonomy places the organism in Eukaryota, Metazoa, Chordata, Actinopteri, Scombriformes, Scombridae. Gene Ontology annotation, molecular function: protein dimerization activity; DNA-binding transcription factor activity, RNA polymerase II-specific; RNA polymerase II cis-regulatory region sequence-specific DNA binding.